UCGGUCAUCAUUCCUCCUGAGCAAGACGAGUCAGGAACACACCACCAGCCAUGGAGAGAGAAGUGCCCGUCAGCUGCAUAGACGCCUACGAAGUUCCACGCUAUGGCAAGAUGGUUCUCGUUCAGCCAGGUGGCGUUUUGCUGCCGGCCGGAUACAAGAAAUUCGCUAAACCCAUCUACAACUUCAAGUACAGAAGCGACGAUAUCUGCUUGUUCACUUACCCCAAAAGCGGCACAACAUGGACAGCCGAAAUCGUCUGGGCCAUGACGCAUAUAAACGAAAUGCAGAGAGCGCUCACAGAAAAUCUCAAUCACAGAUAUUUCUUUAUCGAUAACGACUUCUUCCACGAUCUAGCAGAAGAAGAAUACAUGGAAAAGCUGAAAGCCAAGUGUCCUGAUGCGAAACAAGAAGAUGGCCCCAUCUUGCAACUGACAGCCCUGGAGAAAGGGCGCCGCUUUAUAUGGAGUCAUCUUUCCUUCGAUCUCCAGAAUCCUGACGUCCUUGACAAAUGCAAAGUCGUAUACGUGAUACGUCAUCCAAAGGACAACAUGUUCUCGCGAUACAUGCACUUCAACAAGGUUGCUAAUGUCAGCCUUCCGAUCAUAUUCGAGACGUUCUUGAGUGACAAUACACCCUACGGAAACUACUGGCACCACGUCAGCGAGGCAUGGAAAAGGAGGGACCACCCCAACUUACACAUUAUGUUCUACGAGGACAUGAAAGCGGACAUCAUGGCCGAACUUAAGAGGCUUGAUGAAUUCUUAGGAACCAGUCUGACCGAAGAGCAGCUGAAGAAGGUAGCAGAACACACCAGCUUCAACAACAUGAAGGCGAAUCCUUCAAUGGUCCUUGACAUCGCAGGUUUCAAAGGAUCCUUCUUCUACAAAGGACAGGUGGGUUCCUCCAAGGGACAACUCCCACCAGAACUUGAUGCUCGAAUGGAUGCUUGGAUCAAGGAAAAUGCAGCAAAAGUGGACCCUGCCUUCAAAUAUGCCUCUUGAACAGAAUAAAAGUUCUAAAAUCAAGAUGUUCAGACAGCCAAAUAUAGAACAAA
Messenger RNA from Macrobrachium nipponense, 1054 nucleotides. RefSeq names its product sulfotransferase 1C4-like. The transcript is spliced from 5 exons. Gene Ontology annotation, cellular component: cytoplasm. Lineage: Eukaryota; Metazoa; Arthropoda; Malacostraca; Decapoda; Palaemonidae. The coding region runs from base 51 to 1001 and encodes 316 amino acids. Gene Ontology annotation, biological process: sulfation. Gene Ontology annotation, molecular function: sulfotransferase activity. The record is from RefSeq and is a predicted model, not a curated record.